AUGGUAUCUAGAGAGUUGCUGGAAAUCUUCCAGAGUCGGUGGUGGGCAAUACGCAUCGCUUGGAGGUUUUUGCCUGAGGAAGCUGUUUCUUUUUACUUCGAGGAGUUUAAGUAUGCUGCGAACCGGUAUUCUGACAGGCUGUCCACCUACAAGACUUCUCGUGGGAGAGCUGUGUCUAUUACAGACGACGUGUGGCAGGCCUGGAAGAGAGUUUGGGACUCUGAUGAGGCAAAGAAGAAAUCGGCCCAGGCGCGGGCCAAUCGGAUGAGCGAGACGGUCGGAGCUGGUACUGGACCGGUUCGACAUACCGGAGGCUCGAUGUCUGCUUUGAAGCAUAAGGCUGCUAGGGAGCUAGGGCAUGAGCCGACACAUGCUGAGGUGCACAAGCGGAUGCACACUCUGAAGGCUGACCCGGCACGAUUCAUGGACGAGCGCGCGAGGAUUGUAGCUGAUUUCCCUGAAAAAUGGGAGCGGUUUGAGCAGGAGAUGUUGGAUGCCACACAGACAGCCGAGGGGAGUACUGCAUCUACCCCAGUGGACCCAAACCAGGUUUAUCUCGCUGUUGAGGGGGUGAAGAAGCGGCGUGUCUACGGAUUAAGCUCAGUUGGUUCUGAGUUCGUCGCCUCUCAGCGGGUUACUUCUAGUAGACGACCCGACCGCUCCUCUCAGACCGUGUCGCUAGCCGCCGAUGAGAGAUUCCGUACUGAUCUCAUCGCUCAGUUCGCGGAUACAAUCCGUGAUCAGGUCCAGAUUGCGGUUGCAGCGGCGAUGCAGCAGAUGCAGCAGCGGCCCCAGGGAGAUGUGCUACCCACUCCUCCAUCACCUCCACCUUCACCGGCUUUUGAUGACGUGUCACAGAUGACAACACCACAGACUUGUAGUACUAUAGUGUAG
Mercurialis annua (annual mercury) is the source of this 894-nucleotide messenger RNA. RefSeq lists its product as uncharacterized. Bases 1 to 894 code for a protein of 297 amino acids. The transcript is spliced from 5 exons. Lineage: Eukaryota; Viridiplantae; Streptophyta; Magnoliopsida; Malpighiales; Euphorbiaceae. The record is from RefSeq and is a predicted model, not a curated record.